AGAUUGCUUCCGCUUUCCUCAUCGUAAUAAUAGUUUUCACGAGUUUGAUACACAACAGGUGUCAUCAUAUCAGUUAGAACACGAUCGGACAGGAAUGUCAACCUCAGGCAGAAUUCGGUCACCUGAUGCCAGAAUUGUUUACGUCUUCCCGAUUGGGAAAUGAGAAUGGAUCCAUCAACGCGUAUGGAUGUGCGGAAGGCACGAAUAAGUUGCUUCCUUACUUGAGGCUCGCAGUAGUUGAAAGCAUCGAUUGUUUGUUAUUGAUUCACAUCUCCUGGGGCACCGGCACCGGCAUCAUCCAAAUACAACAUCUCUCCCAUUAAGACACUCGCGCUGGCCAAGUAUUUAUAUAAUCGUUCCAAUUCCCAUACUUACCUAUAUAUAUACAUACACACAAGAAACCAGUGCAAACAAGACACCACUAUGAACACCAGACAAACGCGGAGAAAAAGAAGUAUCAGUUCGAUCUCUAAUUCAGAGCCCCGCACUUCUACCUCAUGCAGGAGCCCUCGUGUGUCUGGGGGAACUGCUCCGGUCCCAUCUUGCGAAACCCCACGCCAACAAACUAAAAGAGUUCGCUUCUCAGAUCCCGGUCCGCGGCUGGAAGGGCACUGCCCUGGAUGCUCUACAGGCCUCACUCCGGCACUGAUUCGCACAUCGUUCGAAGAACCCGAUGAUCCCACAAAUGGCAUCGAUUGCACCCCAAGUCGCCGGCUGCGGCGCCGCUCAACCCCACUUGCGCAGUCUCGUCGUUCGCUGGAGUCUGUACUGCCCAUUGAUGGAUCCAAGUCAAAGACAGUGGUGCAGUUUACGCCUUUACGGCAAAUAUUGGACUCCCGGACUCAGCGGAGAAUCCGGCGACUGGGCCUGAGUACUGAGAUUAACCAAUUUGAACGCGAGAAGCGGGAGUCCGCGCAUUACCAGAAGUCUCUGCGAGCUCUGCUGCAAGAAAGAGAUACCUUAAAGCAAGAGCUGGAGUUAGCAAAAGGCAACAGCGGCACUCCAGAAUACCAUUCACCCAGAAAGGAGAUUCUCCAGUUAUCGCCUCGGUCUAAGCUGGAGCACCUAGAGUCCCAGAACAGUCAGCUGAGGCAAGACACCUCGUUCUCCGCUAUUAAGAACGCGGAUGAUCAAUCGGAUGGCGCUGAUACUGAAGGCGACACCAUCAUCCUUGACAAUGGGUUUGAGGGAGACACAGUUCUCAUGUCCGAUUCUCCAAUUAUGCGUGGCUUACAGCUUUCUCGACAAUCUCCAGAUGAUCUCUCUUGCCUGAGCCUCCCGGACCCCAGAACGGAUGCAUCAGUUCAAACGUCCCUGUCUGGUAAUGACCAAAGCGCAGAGUUUCUUGCUUUGUCACUUGACUUGGAAGCUGCUAGAAAGGAGAAACGGGAUCUGUUCAACGCAUGGCGUACGAGGCUUGCUUCCUUCUCAGAAACUGCGACUGAACCUUGCCUCCAACGGUCGUCUCCCCCGCCAGACUUCUUCGAUCAAAUUUUGCCUACACUAACAGGAGCCCUCACCAGUGCUUCAGACGCUAUCGGUGCAUUGGACGCCGUCAAACAGGAGCUUUCUGGUCUAGGGUUUCCCGGCAGCAGCAUGGACGAGAUUAUUUCGGAAAUGCGUAGUCGGUUCCGAUCAGCACGCUUACAGCUGGAGCGCGCAGUCCCCGGGGAAACGCCCAGCUCUAGCUUAGAUAAUGGAAAUACAACCCUCAGCGCCCUUGUGAGGCGUGUCGAGCUGCUCGUUAAAAGCCUGAGUGACGAGCGCACCCGGCAUGAAGGAUCUCUUGGGCGGGAGCGGGCAUUGCGCGGCCAAUUCGAUAACCUGUUGAUCCGCUAUGAGACCGCUUCAACGAAAAUAAGCGAUCUUGAAGAAUCUAUUGCAUCUUCCGCAGGAGAUAUGCUCCACACGAGAAUGCGGAUGCAGGAACUUGAGCGUGAAGGGAAAGAGCAAGCCCUAGGGAUUGAGAGAUUGAACGAAGCCCUUAGCAAAUACCGUGUAGAGGUCAAGACUCUUGAGAACCUCGUGACGGAACUCGAGCAGGACAAGGCUGUCUCUGCCACCAGACACGAGGAACAAAUGUUACGACAGGAAAAGAGAGUGGCAGAAGAAAAAAGCGCCCGUCGUGUAGCAGAGUCGGCUAUUGCAGAACGAGAGGCACGUAUUCAGGAGUUGGAAGGGAGCGUUGAGUCGAAUAAGAUCCGUGUGUGUGAUUUGGCUGCUAAGAUUGAAGCACUAGAAAAGGAGCUCAAGCAGACGGUUGACAGUCACGAACAGCAAGCAGUCGAGCAACUCCAGCAUCACCAGCAAGAGGUCGGCAGGAUGAACGUCCGCAUCGCUGAGCUGACCACAUAUCUGGACGCUACCAAAUCUGAAGCGGACAAGCUUCGUCGAAGCAACGCUGGCUUGGAGGAACAGCUGCGCCUUGAAGUGGAGGCCAGGGACGAUUUGCUAGAGAAAUGGGCUGCAGACCAGGCACGGUCAUACGCUUACAUGAAGGAAACCGUCAAGGCAGAGCGACGCAAGGCAAAAGUACGCACUGCCAAUUGGGAACUCAAGUCGGACGAGCUACAAUCGGAUGGCACGAACAUCGGAAGCGAGCCCAUUACUCCAGUUAGCGUGGCGCGAUUCGUUGACGUUGAGGUCGGUCGAGGCAAGGAACGGCGGCGGCUUGACAGUGGUAUCGGGAUACUGACAUCAGACGAGCUUUUCGAGAGCGUAGGUAUCGACAAUAAUCCCCUACCUUCCGAUCCCGCGGAUCUCUAGCUGUUGUUCUAUUCUGUGUAAAACACCUCAUUGCUCUCCCUUGGUCGAAUGUGUAGCAUAUCUACCACGUGGCGUUAUUAAUGUCUGGGACGUACUUUGUAUGAUAAAUGCUCGCAAUAACUGUUUGAACAAACUUGAAUCACAAUUGGUUACUAACUGUAAAGCCACUGUCAUGGUGAUCAACGAGAAGCGCAGGUUAAAAGAGGUCGAUUGUCAUAGUCCAUGCGCGAUGGGAUCGACUUCGUGACUUUGGUCUUUGGAAGCACAGUGUUCACCAGGCUGUCAAGUGCCAUGGCUAACAGUGAUUGCACCGGCUUCUCGAUAUUACAGACAACAUUGUCCUAUUCAAAACGCUCCAAGGUUUGCACAAUUGUGCAGGCUGCGUGGUUCAUGUAUGUCUCAGCUGUCAAAGUCAACCUCGGACGAGGACCGCAUGAAACGCGGGAUUUGCCAUGAACGACAAGUCCGUUCUAAUGCAUCGCACUUGAAGUGUCUUGGACCAGUUGUCGGAGUGACUGCC
Aspergillus pseudonomiae is the source of this 3286-nucleotide messenger RNA. RefSeq lists its product as uncharacterized. The record is from RefSeq and is a predicted model, not a curated record. NCBI's taxonomy places the organism in Eukaryota, Fungi, Ascomycota, Eurotiomycetes, Eurotiales, Aspergillaceae. The transcript has a single exon. The coding region runs from base 424 to 2766 and encodes 780 amino acids.